AUGGCAGCGGCGCUCGCUGCCCUAGUCGUGUCGCUGGUAGCGGCGGGGCCACGACGUGAAGUGGAGCAGUGUGAUAACGAUGUGCAGGACCUGAUUCAAACCAAGGCUGUGCGCGACCAACAAAUGUUCGCGAGCCAUGUAGCUGGCACCAGCAAUCCUUCAACAGACCUGCAAACG
Messenger RNA from Symbiodinium necroappetens, 177 nucleotides. The record is from the annotation of a GenBank genome assembly. NCBI's taxonomy places the organism in Eukaryota, Dinophyceae, Suessiales, Symbiodiniaceae.